This is a messenger RNA of Plodia interpunctella (Indianmeal moth), 992 nucleotides long. RefSeq lists its product as uncharacterized. Bases 149 to 946 code for a protein of 265 amino acids. Gene Ontology annotation, cellular component: centrosome; Rad51B-Rad51C-Rad51D-XRCC2 complex; replication fork. Gene Ontology annotation, molecular function: four-way junction DNA binding. Gene Ontology annotation, biological process: double-strand break repair via homologous recombination; DNA strand invasion. NCBI's taxonomy places the organism in Eukaryota, Metazoa, Arthropoda, Insecta, Lepidoptera, Pyralidae. The record is from RefSeq and is a predicted model, not a curated record. The transcript has a single exon.
UAAAUGCACCACGAUCGUAGAUAUACCUACGUCUAUACUACGUAGGUACCUUAGUGUCUUAUUUUCCCGUUUUUCCUCAAUGACAUGAAUAGACACACUUACCUACGUGAUCAACUGUUCAGUGCUGAAUUUCAGUCUAGUGCGUGGCAUGGCCCUUACAAAAUUCAAGAUGGAAUCAGGAGUUCAAUUACUUGCAAGAUUGUUCAAGAAAACUGACAACGUAAAAAAUUUUUACACUCCUCUUUUUCAGACGGGACUUAAAUUUGGCGAAAUAAUCGAAAUGUAUAGUCAAAUUAGUUUAACUCCUCUCAUAACUGACAUAAUUUGUGAAGCUUUACUACCGUCUAACCUAGGAGGACCACAUCUAAACAUUCUGUUAAUUUGUACAGACGGAAAUAUGGAUUUCAAUAUGUUAUUAUCAUGUUUACGCAAGAAACUUUUAGACAAGAUACCAUUGUGUACAGAUAUUGACAUUGACAAGUUAAUCCAAGAUGUACUGAAUAAUUUAGCAAUUUAUAAAGUUUAUGAUGCCACCCAAUUUUAUACAACAAUUCAUAAAAUAGAAAGCAUCAUGAUAGAAUACCCUGAUACAUCUUUAAUUAUAUUUCAUACUUUAACAGCAUUUUAUUGGUCAGAACAGGGUUUCAAAAUAACAAAAAUGGAUUUUUAUAUUAAAAAUUUACUUAAGUUGAUAAGGAAGAUCACAAAAGAUUACAAAAUAACAUUAUUCUAUACAAGGCCUGAAUAUUUUAGUUCAAGCAAAGAUACUAUAGAAAAUCUUGAAACUAGCAGUGAACAUUCCGCAGUAGACAAAGUGAAUUGUAGGAUUCAACUACUUCAUGUUGAUGACUGCAAAAAUUAUCAAGUAAACGUGAAUAAUUUUGACUCUCACUACACAAAAUAUUUUAAUAUAACAGACAAUCAUUCUUUGAAUUGGAUAUCAUAAAUGUAUUCAUGAAAUUAAUAAACAUACCUAUUACAAUUUAGCUAAA